Molecule: messenger RNA, 1063 nt
Organism: Sciurus carolinensis (gray squirrel)
Lineage: Eukaryota; Metazoa; Chordata; Mammalia; Rodentia; Sciuridae
Gene: Tcf15
Product: transcription factor 15
Exons: 2
Coding region: 57-650 (197 amino acids)
Biological process (GO): regulation of transcription by RNA polymerase II; developmental process
Molecular function (GO): DNA-binding transcription factor activity, RNA polymerase II-specific; protein dimerization activity; RNA polymerase II transcription regulatory region sequence-specific DNA binding
Source: RefSeq, a predicted model, not a curated record
ACGGCGGGCGCGGCCGAGGCAGGGCACAGCGCACCAAGGGACGCUGCCGGGCGCCCAUGGCGUUCGCGCUGCUGCGCCCCGUCGGCGCGCACGUGCUGUACCCGGACGUGCGGCUGCUGAGCGAGGACGAGGAGAACCGCAGCGAGAGCGACGCGUCCGAUCAGUCGUUCGGCUGCUGCGAAGGCCUGGAGGCGGCGCGGCGCGGCCCGGGCCCCGGGGGCGGGCGGCGGGCGGGCGGCAGCUCGGGUCCCGUAGUGGUGGUGCGACAGCGGCAGGCGGCCAACGCGAGGGAGCGGGACCGCACGCAGAGCGUGAACACGGCCUUCACGGCGCUGCGCACGCUCAUCCCCACCGAACCGGUGGACCGCAAGCUGUCCAAGAUCGAGACGCUGCGCCUGGCGUCCAGCUACAUCGCGCACCUGGCCAACGUGCUGCUGCUGGGCGACGCGGCCGACGACGGGCAACCGUGCUUCCGUGCGGCGGGCAGUGCCAAGGGCACCGUCCCCACGGCCGGCGACAGCGGCCGCCAGCCGCGCUCCAUCUGCACCUUCUGCCUCAGCAACCAGCGCAAAGGGGGUGGCCGUCGUGACCUGGGGGGCAGCUGCUUGAAGGUGAGGGGAGUGGCCCCCCUUCGAGGGCCACGGAGAUGAGCCAGGGCCCCUGCAGGAUUUGCUCCAAGCAGGACACCAAAGGAGGCCGGGAGUCAGCCAUUGGCUGGACAGGGGAGAAGACCCCAGAAGCUGAACCCACCCCUUUGUGUAGGGACCAGGAGACAAUGGCCUGGGCCCUGGACCCUUUGGGCAGGGCCUUUGGGACAUCUCCACUCCACCCUGGAGAGCUGUGAGGACCCAUUCAGCCCACCCAGGCCUGGCUGGUCAGAGACAAGGUGGAACUUUUGGGAAAAGACUGUUGGUGACAGAGGUGUCUGUGUGUCUGUGCGUGAUUGUGUGUGUGUGUGAGAGAGAGAGAGAGAGAGAGAGAAUUGGUGGCUUAACAUAAAAGUAUUUUUAAAUAAAAGAUGUCGUUCCCAGCUGAGGAAGUAGGACCUUUGGUGCCGUCAGAG